GAAGGAAUCUCUUUCUUCCUCUCUCUAUCUCUCGCCAUUAAAACAUUAUACUAUUUAAACCAAAUCGAAGCGACCCCAUAACCAUAACACCCACUACAUAUAUAUAUUUGUUUCUUUCUUUCUUUCUUUCACUCACCCUCCUCCCAUUUCACUUUCUCCAAAUCUAAUCCCACCUUUUCUUUAAUCCAAAUCCCAUUUGUUACAUUCAGAGCCCAUCUUUCUCUUUAACUCAUUCAGAAAUUCUCUCCCACCCUGCAAGCAACGCAGCUUUCACUUUAUUUUGUUCUGCUUCCUUUCACUUUUUUUUUUCUCUCUCUCUCUCUCUCUCUGGGUUCUGGGUUUCUGUGCUUUCUUCUCAUUGAGAUCUGCUUCAAAAUGAGCUUUUCCCAAGACACUUUGAGAGGCUCUAGAGAGCCACCCAAUGUUAAUGCACCAUACACUUGCUCCUCCUCCCUAGUCUCAGAUCACUACUGUCACCACAAUGAGCUCACAGUCAAAACCAUUUUGAAGAAGAUGCUUAGGGAGCUUGGCCUGUCCUGUUUUCUUCCUCCACCUCCACAAACAAGAACCCAAAAUGAAGAUGAUGAUGACGACAGCAAUGGCAGCAAGAAGAUGAGUUUGGAGCACAACAAGGCAUGGCUGCUAGCAGAGUCAGGUGGGUGUGGAGCAGACUUGACUAGUGCUGAUCCACAAUCAGUUCACUCCUCUUUCAGGUUCAGCUUCUGCUCUCAAGUUGAGCUUGAGUCUUUGAACAUGACCUCCUCUUCUGCUGCCACUGUUCUGAUGGUCAACUUGGACAAUGGCUUGUGCGAGUCCAAAGCUAAAGAAUUGAAAUGGAGGAGAUUCGAGUCGUUAGAGAGAAGCAUAUCCCCAAUGGCCAACACUUUGGUUCGAUUCAGCUUCGCCCAAAUUCAUGCCGCCACUCGCAAUUUCUCACAAGGCAGAGUUUUGGGGAGAGGAGCUUUGAGCUGUGUGUUUAGGGGUAGAGUUGGGAUUUUGAGGACAGUUAUGGCAAUCAAGCGAUUGGACAAGGAAGAUAAGGAGUCUUCUAAGGCGUUUUGUAGAGAGUUGAUGAUUUCUAGCUCUCUUCACAACCCAAAUGUAACACCUCUUUUGGGGUUUUGCAUAGAUCCAGAGGAGGGCUUGUUUUUGGUUUACAAGUAUGUCUCUGGGGGAAGCCUAGAGCGUCACUUGCAUGAGAAAAAGAGGGGAGUGCAGGGCUCUUCAGCACUUUCUUGGUCUGUAAGGCAUAAAGUUGCAAUAGGAAUAGCAGAGGCAAUUGCAUAUCUACAUAAUGGCACCGAAAGGUGCAUUGUUCACAGAGACAUCAAACCCUCAAACAUUCUCCUUUCUUCGAAGAAAACACCCAAGUUAUGUGAUUUUGGAUUAGCCACAUGGACUUCUGCACCUUCAGUUCCUUUCCUUUGCAAAACGGUCAAAGGAACAUUUGGUUACUUAGCUCCUGAGUAUUUCCAACAUGGAAAGAUAUCAGAUAAAACUGAUGUUUAUGCUUUUGGUGUCGUCUUGCUGGAGUUGAUAACGGGAAGGAAGCCAAUUGAAGCAAGAAGGCCACAAGGAGAAGAAAACUUGGUUCUGUGGGCAAAACCUCUCUUGCAUAAAGGUAAAGGUGCUAUCGAAGAGUUGCUUGAUCCUCGGCUAAAAUGCACUUUGACAAAUUCAAAUCAAAUAGGGCGGAUGAUUGAAGCUGCAGCCGCCUGCAUAACUAGUGAAGAAUCUCGGAGGCCAAACAUUGGUGAGAUAAUUGCAAUACUUAAAGGGGAAGAAGAGCCUAUUUACUCCAAGAGAAAGAAGUCUGGUUUUCUGGGAAAUGGGUUGGUCGUUGAUUGUUAUUCUCAAUUACAGCAAACAAAUAGUGAGAUGAAGAGUCACCUAGCUUUGGCUAUGCUCGGAGUUUCUGAGUUUGAGGAUGAUGAUCAUCUUUACGGACGUUGAGACAUGAUACAAGAACUAGAUGGAACGUAAUGUCCACUGCUUUAGAUCAUUUUGUUCUCCCAACAUUAGAUGUAUUAUUGCUGGUAUGAAGUUUGAACAGUGCUAGAAACUGAUAACUGAAAGAGUGGAAGGAGUGUUGGAAAUUGUAGAUAGAAAUGCGGAAUAUGAGUGCUUGUGUGUACAUAUCUUCCUAAUUCAGCUGCUCUAACAAGAGAAGGGGUAAUAGAUUUUCAUUCAAAGUCUAAAGUUUCUCUUCAA
This is a messenger RNA of Rosa rugosa (rugosa rose), 2211 nucleotides long. Its product is annotated as probable serine/threonine-protein kinase PBL7. The coding region runs from base 376 to 1953 and encodes 525 amino acids. Gene Ontology annotation, molecular function: ATP binding; protein kinase activity. The record is from RefSeq and is a predicted model, not a curated record. Lineage: Eukaryota; Viridiplantae; Streptophyta; Magnoliopsida; Rosales; Rosaceae. Gene Ontology annotation, biological process: protein phosphorylation. The transcript has 6 exons.